Molecule: messenger RNA, 1035 nt
Organism: Humulus lupulus (European hop)
Lineage: Eukaryota; Viridiplantae; Streptophyta; Magnoliopsida; Rosales; Cannabaceae
Product: protein FAR-RED IMPAIRED RESPONSE 1-like
Exons: 3
Coding region: 1-1035 (344 amino acids)
Biological process (GO): regulation of DNA-templated transcription
Source: RefSeq, a predicted model, not a curated record
AUGGCGUUCGACACAACAUACAAAAAGAACACAUACAAAAAACCCCUACUGAUAUUUGUUGAAUUGAAUUACCAUUUCAGAACUAUAGUUUUUGCUGUGGCAUUACUUUAUGACGAGAAAGAAGAGACAUACAUUUGGGAAUUACAAGAAUUCCUAGAGUGCAUGAAUAACAAACCACCAAAAGUUGUUGUCACUAACGAAGAUCUUGCUAUGGCAAACCCAAUACAGAGUGUGAUGCCUUCUGUCGUCCACCGCUCGUGCGCAUGGCACCUUCAAAAUAAUGUCUCCAUUAAUGCGCCCCAUCCUUCUUUUAAGAAAAAAUUUAAUGAGUUCCUUUAUCAAUAUUGUACCGAAGAAGAGUUCGAAGCAACAUGGACCUCCAUGAUUUCUUAUUUUAACUUUGAAGAUAAGCAUUGGGUUUCUCAAACAUACAACAAUAGAAAGAGUUGGGUAGAGUGUUUUCUAAGGGGUAGCUUUUUUGGUGGUCUUAGAACUACUCAAAGGUCAGAGUCCAUUAGUUCUUACUUGUCCCAUUUCCUUACUAGUAAACUGAAACUUAGGGAUCUGGUGGGCCAAGUGGACAAAGAAAUACAGGGGAUCCGUUACACAGAGUGGGAGGAUGAGUUCAUUAGCAACCACACUUCCCCACUUUUUCCAUCGAACGUCCUCCACCAAUAUUACCAACAAGCAUCCUCAGUUCUCACUGGGAACACUUAUGAGAAGGUUGCAACACAAAUAAUGAGUGCUCUUGCAUACUCAAUCGACUCGAUUGAGAACAAAUAUAUUGAUGAACCAAUCUCCUUAUCGGACUCUGACUCCGACAUAUCCGACCCAGAGAUGUACAUGGGUCGUAACACCUUCCAAAAUGUAGCUCUUAGCAUCUUGUUAAAUCUUCAAACUGAUGUGGAAGAAAUUAAGAACAAAGGAUGUUGCUAUUGUCAUCAAGCUGAGGAAGAAGUUUAUCCAUCUCCACCCCAUCGCAAGUCAAAAAAAGAAAGUAAGAGUAGGAGAACUGUCAGGUUCGCCACUUUGUGA